Molecule: messenger RNA, 3355 nt
Organism: Leucoraja erinaceus (little skate)
Lineage: Eukaryota; Metazoa; Chordata; Chondrichthyes; Rajiformes; Rajidae
Gene: stk33
Product: serine/threonine kinase 33
Exons: 15
Coding region: 693-2171 (492 amino acids)
Biological process (GO): mitotic DNA damage checkpoint signaling; protein phosphorylation
Cellular component (GO): cytoplasm; nucleus
Molecular function (GO): protein serine/threonine kinase activity; ATP binding
Source: RefSeq, a predicted model, not a curated record
CUAUCUAAUUCAUUCAAUUUCAUUUAAACAUUAGCAUAAAACUUCAGAAUACUGAAGUAUUUUACUUGAACUGUAAUGCUGUUCCAUUCAUUUCAUGGGCUACUGUUGGUGGUGAUUGGAUGAAUAUUUGUUCAAUACUGAUAAGAGAAACAAGGAAAGAAUAUGCUCGAUCUGUUCACGUUUGAAGGAAAUGGAGUAAAUGUUUGAAUGGGAUCUUUGAAAUAUUUCUGCUAUCUGCAUCAACAUGAGUAUUUAUUUGAAUAUUUAUUAUAAGCUGCAGCAGAAAGCUUAUUAUUUUCUCUCUUCAUUAAUGCCAGUCAAAUAACAAACUUGGAUAGAUUUACAAUUCAUUUCAUCCAAUACUUUUGUCUGUUAUUUCCAGUAACCUGGAAUCUCUAAAAGCUAUCAAGCAUUGCAUAUAUCAAAUGGAGAGGGAUUUACCACUACUUUUGGCUGCUUUUAUAAUGGAAAAUCAUCUGAACAAUACAAGCUGGGUUAUCACACCUGAACAGAUAUUGUGUGCCACAUGUUAAUACGUAAAUUGCGAAAAUAUGGAUGGGGCUCUAAAUAUUAGACACACCUACAGUUUGUAUUAGAGCAACUGUCUUUGGAGAGGGGAGAAGCGGCAGUGUCCAGGGUGAGCUUCGUCCUUGAUUAUGCUGUUAACCUUGCUGAGGUUCCGUGCAGUGUAGAUGGAGUCCAUGGAAGGUAGAAAAUUAGAGGUCACUGAGAAUUUCUCUAACAUGCCUUCUCAACGUGCCACUGUCAGCAAUGCUGAAUGCAAGGUUGUGCCCCAUACCAGGGUUGAUGAUGAAUUUGCUAUCCGGCAAAUAUACAGCUUUGGCCAAAGAUUAGGACAAGGCAGCUAUGGUGUGGUGAUUGAGGCCACCCAUAAUAGGAGUGGCAAAAAGUGGGCAAUCAAGAAGGUGAACCGAGAAAAGGCAGGGAGUUCGGCUGUGAAGCUACUGGAACGAGAAGUCAAUAUCUUGAAGCAAGUGAACCAUGAACAUAUAAUUCAUUUAGAAGAGGUGUUUGAAACACCCAAACGAAUGUACCUGGUGACGGAGGUCUGUGAAGGUGGAGAGCUCAGUGCAAUCCUUCACAGAAAAAAACAUUUAAAUGAAAAUGAAACAAGGCAUGUGAUUCAUAGCCUAGCAAGUGCAAUUGCUUACUUACAUAAGAAUGACAUUGUCCAUCGGGAUCUAAAACUAGAAAACAUCUUGGUUAAAAACAUUGAAAACAGCAGUGAACUUGAUAUGAAGUUAAACAUCAAGGUGACUGAUUUUGGACUUUCUGUGCAAAAAGGGGGUGUUGGUAGUGACAAAAUGUUGCAGGCAACCUGUGGAACACCUAUGUAUAUGGCUCCGGAAGUUCUCAGUGCACACCAGUACACUCAACAGUGCGACACAUGGAGCAUAGGAGUCAUUAUGUAUACAUUGCUCUCCGGAGCACCACCAUUUGUGGCAAACUCAGAAGAGAAGCUUGCUGAAUUGAUAAACAGAGGGGAGCUUCACCUAGACAGCUCAGUUCUACAAAAGAUUAGUGAUGGUGCAAAGGAUGUGCUCUCACGUCUCCUCAAAGUGGAUCCUGCCCAUAGAAUCACAGCCAAUGAGCUCCUUGACAACCCAUGGGUCACGGGUGAUACAGCCACACAAAGACCAUCCAAUGUGCUUGAAAUGAUGAAGCAGUGGAAAGAUGACCUGGAUGGAGAUGAAGAAGGAUUAAAUUCAAAUAUUUCUCUACCAAGCAGUGUUUGCCAAAAUAGACGGACUAGCCAAGAAGAUGGAGAGAGUCCUACCAGCAGCAAUUAUGUCUCUGAUAGUUCCAGAGAAAUUGAUGCUGGCAGUAAUCAGCCCUACACUCCAGCAAAGCAGAGCGUUAAGAAGAAUAUCAUUGCCGCCUUUCCUGGUGACGGGCCAUUUGCUUUGAAGAAAACUAACAAGUUCAGCAAUAAUCCUCCUGGGAACAACAAGGCUUCUCCAAAACUAAGCAUGAAACGAUCACCAUUGCAAGAUAAACAAGCGUGGUCACCCACACAUCUGAACACAGCAAUAAGAUCGGGUUCAAUCUCUGGUAAGCCAGAGCUACGUAGAUCCAUAACCCCAACCAAUAAUGGCUCUGGAUAUAAACACACAAUUAAGUCUAUUCCCAAAACCAAAAAGAGCACAUAGAAUAUAGAAUUUUAACAGCAUACCCACCUAUCUUCAAAAUGAGCCAAAGGCAAUACUUCAAAAAGGACAAUGGAUUAGAGUCCAGGAUGAAUGUUGCUUUUCUUUGUGCCACUGACCACAAUGAACGCUGAUGGGCAUGAAGCUUUUUUUUCCAAUUUCCUCAAUAUGUUUCACAUGAUUUAUUCAAAUUGCAAAAACGAAUUGAACCAAGGAAAUUGUUCACAUUAACUUUCUUGAGGUGUACAUUGAUUCCUUUAGGUAGAGUCUGGGUUAAAGAGGUGUUAAUACUGUUGAAAUCAGAAAUAAUUUAUUUAAAGUAUUUGUCUUUGUUUUGUUUGCACAUUAGAUUCACUGUCAUUGCUUAUUUAUUUUGUGGCUGCCUGCUGAAAGUUGGAAGGAGCCAAUGUUACCGGCAAGAAUUAGAACAUAUUUUUCUGUACAGAUAAUUGUCUAAGCAUGAAGAAAUGUAUUUUUCGUCAAUUAUUUAAAGGACUUGCAUCCACCACAAGUAUUCAGCCAUUUUUAAUCUAUAAAUUGAAUUGACUGCAGUGUUAUUCUUAGGAGUUGCAAAUUGAACAAUUUGCCACUGACUUCUACAAAGGAUUAAAACAUGUAAUAUAUGUUAGAUAAACAACCUCUUAUUUUCUCAAUAAUUCAUGUAAAAAUGUUCUUUAUGUGGCUAAUUGUAAUGCAAAUAAAUGGGGUUGUAGCUGACUGUACAUAGUAUAUUAUUCUGUUUAAAUGUGUUUAGUUAUCCUGAGAUGCUUUGGAGAAUUACAUCAUGCACCAGGAAUCCCGAGAUGUAUUAAUUGUGCAAGUCCAUCCAGAUAACUGGAGAAAGAUUCAGAUGAAUGAUGAAUGAAUAACUAUUAUUUUGAAACCAUAUGCAGGCCUUUAAAAAGCAAAUGGAAAAUAGAUUACGAAGGCUGUGAUUUUUCACCUGUUAUGUGGUUCCAGUUAUUUUAUGAGCUGGUUUAACUUUUAAUACUUUUCUUUCAAAGUAUUCAUAUUAGAAAGUUUUUUUUUCUCAAGGUAAUACUAUGCCAGUUGUAAAUUUUACAUUAAAUAUAACUUGAUAUUAAUACUUAGCUACUAUUUCAUCACAACUCUGUAAUAAAGAUGUCUGUGGUUCAGGAGUAUUAUAAAAAUGCUAACUAUAAAAUAAAUUGUCUUUCUAUAACCUA